CACCGGUGUCUAUAUCAGCACCAAUGGCAUCCCGAGGCAGGAGUGGGGGGGUGCGCGCUGCACCUACCACACGGGGUGACACCGGACCCCCUCCAUGAAAAGGUAAGUUGUAAAGCAAGCCGACGAUCCCCGCAGGAUGGAUCGGAUCUGCGGAUUGAGCAUAAUGGAUCAGACUCCGAUCCAUUAUGCUCCCCAAUCUGCAGAUCCAAUCCAUCCUGCGGGGAUCGUCGGCUUGCUUUACAAUUUACCUUUUCGUGGAGCGGGUCCGGUGUCACCCCGUAUAGGUUGCAUGCCGAUGAUCCCCGCAGGAUGAAUGGGAUCUGCGGAUUG
This is a messenger RNA of Staurois parvus, 330 nucleotides long. Lineage: Eukaryota; Metazoa; Chordata; Amphibia; Anura; Ranidae. The record is from the annotation of a GenBank genome assembly.